GGCCGCCGUCUCUUCUAGUCUUCCCAUCACCACAGGGUCGUCGUCACUCGUCAGCACGACACGCGGGCGAGAUGCUCAGUCUCGGUGCCCAUAUCUCGCCGCUGCCCUCCUCCCCACCCCACGCUCCCCUCCUCCAAUCCAGACCCCCUCCCUUCCCCUCUCGCGCCCCCGCCCCGGCCGCCUCCUCCGCGCCUCGCUUACUCUGCUUCCGCCGCGUCCGCCGUUUCGCGGGGGAGCGGAGCCGGAGGCCCACCAUGGCCGCGGUGAUAUCGCCGGAUGGCAGCGGUCUGGCCCACGACCUUGGGUCGGCGGCCGUCACCGCGGGCGUCGCCCUCGCGCUCCUCCGCUUCUUCGAGGAGCUCGCCAAGCUCGGCGUCUUCGAGCAGAAACUCACCAGGAAACUUGUGCAUAUAACUGUUGGGAUGGUGUUCUUGCUUUUUUGGCCUCUUUUCAGCUCGGGAAAGUAUGCUCCUUUCCUUGCUGCGCUAGCACCAGGGGUUAAUAUUAUAAGGAUGCUUAUACUGGGGUCGGGAGUAGCGAAAAAUGAAGCUAUGGUUAAAUCAAUGAGCCGCUCUGGAGAUUACAGGGAACUUCUCAAGGGCCCACUGUAUUAUGCUACUACUAUAACUUUUGCCACUUCUGUAUUUUGGAGAAAUUCACCAAUUGCUAUAGCACUUAUAUGCAACUUAUGUGCUGGGGAUGGUAUAGCAGAUGUAGUGGGGAGACGUCUAGGUCAAAAAAAGCUUCCAUACAACCCCAACAAAUCAUAUGCAGGAAGCAUAGCAAUGGCGGUGGCUGGUUUUCUGGCCUCGAUUGGGUACAUGCAUUACUUCCACACUUUCGGUUUUAUUGAGGAAACAUGGUACAUGGCUUUAGGCUUCCUCGCGGUCUCUGUAGCCGCAACACUAGUCGAGUCACUUCCCAUCAGUUCAGAACUAGAUGAUAAUUUGACUGUUCCUUUAACAUCAUUCCUUGUUGGUAGCCUCCUUUUCUGAUGUUUAGUCUCGAAGGACAGCUGAGAUGUUUUUUCAUCAUGUUCUGACAUGUAAAAGGAUUACCGACAAGUGUAAUUGUGAGAAUUUGUACCUUGAGUAUGGCGAAUAUACCCACUGUUGUUUACCAACUAGCAUUACAUAUACUUUA
Phragmites australis (common reed) is the source of this 1143-nucleotide messenger RNA. RefSeq names its product probable phytol kinase 2, chloroplastic. The transcript is spliced from 6 exons. Gene Ontology annotation, molecular function: kinase activity. Bases 72 to 995 code for a protein of 307 amino acids. Lineage: Eukaryota; Viridiplantae; Streptophyta; Magnoliopsida; Poales; Poaceae. The record is from RefSeq and is a predicted model, not a curated record.